CCAUUCUUAUGUGACUAAUAUACGAGCGACGUCUCCGUUACGACUUUGUCCCAUAAGUAAUUGCGUACCACACAAGUAUAAAUAACCAAGUCGAAGCACUUGCAUGGUCUGUGUAUAUUUUUAGAGGGAAUCAACCAGUUGUGAAAAAGACGAAAUUAUGGAAACCGUGAAAACAAAUGAAACGCAGUUGUUGAAAACUCUCGAAGUUUAUCGAAAAAUUAAUAGCUGUGGCAAAUCAAUAAUCGAUAUAUCGUUGAUGAAAUCAAACAAACUUAAAUCAGUUUGUCUACAAGUUUUCUUUGCACUUUUUUACAUGUAUUUGAUUCUAAACCCUAUUCGUCACAUUGUUUCCUUAAUACGACUGAAAACGCUCGAAAAUGAUAAAAUGUUUUUAUAUAUUUACAUAAUAUUUUUCCGUUUAUUCCUUUCUCUCUCUCCAUUCAUAAAACUGUUCAGAAAAUCUAGAGACGAGGAGCUAAUUGAAAAGUUUGCUGGACUUAAAAUUGAUGAUGAAGAUGGAAUCUGGUAUAACAAACCUAUAAUAUAUAAAUCAGUGUAUAUAUUGAUAUGCCUAAUUAUUAUUGGGAGUAUAACUCUGGAUUUCAUUAUACCGCUGUUGAGUUAUGAUUUGUUGAUCUUUUACGAAUAUCCUGUUCCAAAUACUUACUCUUACAUCAUCCCAUUUUUAGCAAUGCAGAUUGUAUUUAAUUCUAUAUCAGCUUUAUCCGUAUUAAGUGAUGUGUAUAUAUAUCUUCUAAUCGCAGUUACUCUUAUGUGUCACUUUAACAAAGUGGCGAAUGAAGCACAGAUUUAUGUAACUGAAAAGCAAUCAGCGAACUCGGAUUUUACGCACCAUGGAGAGAUUACAGAUAUAUGUAACACCCAUGAUGCUCUGAGUUCAAUAGUGAGAUUAGUAAAUGACUCCCUGCAUUAUAUUUCAGGAUUUAUCGUGUUCGGCAGUAUGGUUAGCUGCUGCAUUGCUACUUACGGAAUAAUAACUGAUACCUUCAAAAAUAACAUGUAUAUAAAUAUUUAUGUAGCUGUGGUGAUUUCAGGAUGUCUGUCUGCGUGGAUUGCAGUGCUUUGGUGCGGAAUUCAAUUAAACAGAUCGGACAUAAAACCGGAAGUCGUUGCAAAGAUAUUAGUUUUCCUAAAUCGACUAACGACUGAAUCUCAUGGAAUUGAUGUUGGUGGCUGUUUCGUAAUAACGCCCUCGUCAACACUUACGAUGAUAGGAAGUUUUAUUACUUACAUACUGGUUGUGAUCCAGACAAAAUCUUUAUAACUGCCCUCUUCCUUAUUAUACCUUUCCAAUGGUAAAUUAAAUACGAAGUUCAGUUAAACAACAUUACCUAACUAUACAUGUGUUCGGACAACGUCCCUGCAAACCUUUCCGAAGCAAGAUGCUUGAACAGAUAAAAAAUAGCGUGAUACUGUAGCGGGUUCCAGCCUCUCGUACCAGUGAAACAUUAGGUUGACUAUGUAAUCUUUGUUAUCAUGCGGCUAUUGAUUUUCAACUAGUCUUUCUUACAACUGACCAUCAUCUUUUUAUUAAACCUUAUCAAAAAGAAUAUUUUUCACUUUGAUUUUUCUCCAUAUAUAUUGUAUUUUUCUUACCCCUCAUCUGCACAACAUAUGUUU
This is a messenger RNA of Octopus sinensis (East Asian common octopus), 1641 nucleotides long. RefSeq lists its product as uncharacterized. Gene Ontology annotation, biological process: sensory perception of chemical stimulus. The transcript has 4 exons. Lineage: Eukaryota; Metazoa; Mollusca; Cephalopoda; Octopoda; Octopodidae. The coding region runs from base 158 to 1285 and encodes 375 amino acids. The record is from RefSeq and is a predicted model, not a curated record.